Tachysurus fulvidraco (yellow catfish) is the source of this 1516-nucleotide messenger RNA. It is a transcript of the gene phospho1, whose product is annotated as phosphoethanolamine/phosphocholine phosphatase 1. Gene Ontology annotation, molecular function: phosphatase activity. The transcript is spliced from 3 exons. The record is from RefSeq and is a predicted model, not a curated record. NCBI's taxonomy places the organism in Eukaryota, Metazoa, Chordata, Actinopteri, Siluriformes, Bagridae. The coding region runs from base 243 to 1094 and encodes 283 amino acids.
CGCUUUUACUCUGAUCUCAUAAAGCGCGCGCUGCCGCGCCAGGAUGUCGGAGCACUCACAGGCGCGCGCGAGGCACCGGCAACUACACAGAAUAUAGGCAACAAAACAUAGGGUUUCUUUUGGAUUUACACUCAACAGGUAAAAGAAAGGGGUUAAGACGUUUGGAUAAGCUUUGAGCCCCAGGGCGGUGACAUCAAGGAUUAGUCUGAAGAAUUAAAAAGAGAGUUGUUGCUACAGUAGCGAUGCGGGACUCUGUCUUCAACUGCUGUUUUAACCCACCGCAUCCUCCAGGUGUAGUGGAAGAGACCCACUUGCACGGCAACAGAGCACAGGCUUUGCCCCCACAUGACCGGCGCUUUCUUAUAUUUUUUGAUUUUGAUGAGACGCUCGUGGACGAGUGCAGCGAUGAUGCCAUGGUUACAGUGGCCCCCGGUGGUUCUCUGCCCUCCUGGCUCAAAGACACAUACCGUCCAGGCAGGUACAAUGAGUACAUGCAUCGAGUCUUGACCUACAUCGCUGAGCAGGGGGUUACUCCAUCAACUAUCCGUAACACUAUAGAGCGUCUUCCACCAUGCCCAGGCAUCCCUGCCCUGCUGCGUUUCCUGAAGUCAUGCCCACCAAAGGACUUUGAGGUAAUUUGUGUGUCAGAUGCCAACACGGUUUUCAUCGAAACAUGGCUGCAGAACCAUGGCUUUCGCUCGCUCUUCAUGCGAAUCUUCACUAACCCAGCCCAUUUUGAUGAAAAUGGACAACUUCAGCUCCGCCCCUUCCACUCCCAUGACUGCCUGAGGUGUCCAGAGAACAUGUGCAAGGCGGAAAUUGUUCGCCGAUACACGGCUCGGAGGGUGCACGAAAGAGGAGGCAGGAAAUAUCAAAGGGUGCUGUACGUCGGUGACGGUGCAAAUGACUUCUGCCCGUCGCUGACACUGGCACCUGGUGAUGUGGCAUUUCCUCGACGUGACUUCCCCAUGCACAAGCUGAUCCAGGAGAAGCACGAGGCCAACCCUGGAGAGUUCAAAGCCACCGUAGUGCCUUGGAGCACUGGAGAAGAUAUCAUUGACAAGCUCAGGAAAGUCAUAGAUGAAAGGGUUUAAAACAUGACUGAAACACAUAAACAGGAAUCUAAACAAAUACUUAUUCUCGAUUACUUUUAAUAAUCAUGAUACACAAAGACACACCAACAACAAGAUGAAGCAUUAGUGGAAGCUGCUGUUACACUUUCCCAAAGCCAAGUUUGUUUUUUUCAAUUUCAGUGGCCAAAAAGAAUCAUACUCUGAAAUAGUUUUUUUUUUACUCUUGCAGAAGUUUCUUCAGGGUUUGUUUUUAAAUAGCUGAGUUCUGUUGUACACUCUGUUGUAUAGUUCUACAUAGAACUAUUAUAUUCUUGAUUUGAUCUUUUCUUCCUAUUAUAUAUUUGUAUCAAUAAUACAAAUUAUUUACUUAAAAUCAGAACUGAAACACGUGUGUCUGAGUCUCCAUUAAACUGGUUUGCACCACUGGCAUUUCAUCGUUAAAA